Molecule: messenger RNA, 393 nt
Organism: Camellia sinensis
Lineage: Eukaryota; Viridiplantae; Streptophyta; Magnoliopsida; Ericales; Theaceae
Source: RefSeq, a predicted model, not a curated record
AUGGUGAAGCUGGAAAACUAUCAACAAGAACUUGAACAUAUGAAGAACAUGACCAGACAAGAAUAUGUUGCUCACUUAAGAAGAAAAAGCAGUGGCUUCUCAAGGGGUGCUUCAAUGUACAGAGGAGUCACAAGACAUCAUCAACAUGGACGCUGGCAAGCUCGGAUAGGCAGAGUUGCAGGAAACAAGGACUUUUAUCUAGGGACAUUCAGUGACACCCAAGAGGAAGCUGCUAAGGCCUAUGACAUAGCAGCAAUAAAAUUUCACGGGGUUAGUGCUAUCACUAACUUUGACUUAAUGGGUAUUGUGAAUAGUAUGUAUCCUGAGCAGUUGACUCGUCUCAGUUGUGAACUACAACUCUUUAUGAGUUCAAGAAGAGCAUACAGUCUCUAA